CGAAGGAUCGUUUUGCGUUUACGGAUAAUGCUCGGCAGUAAGCAAAAUGGCGUCAUUGUGGAUGGUGAUGUCUUUGACGAUUUCUUUAUUUUUAACACCUUUUCUCAUGUUUUUGCUUGCUAUCAUCUUCUUGGCAUCUAUCGGAAAAUCACUCGGCGUUAGAAGGUUAUACAUAAAAUUGUUGCUAACACUUUUCGAGUAUGGCAGACAAAACAUUGAAAAUGUGAAGAAACGAAACGGUACGUGGAAUCAAGAUGAAGAAGAGGCGGACGAGGAACUCGAGUCGCGGCACGUUGAAAAGCAGAACGUUCAAAAUUUAAAAACCGAGAACAAAAUGCAGAAUGGAGUAUUAAGUAACCGUACCGUGAUAGCCAGGUCGAAGGAUCUGAUUUUUGUGCCCGAACCGGAAAUGCAGAAUCAGAGGAACCAUCUCGAAGAAACGAAAGCAGAGAAUUCUCAAACAUCAACGACUGUGGGUAAAAGCGAGAGCCUUAUUCGUCGAGAUUCGUUUGAAACAUUAAAACGAGAAUUCGAACCAGCAAUCUGCUUGGACUACAUCAAAGCUGGUGUAGAAGCUAUUAUUGAAGAUGAAGUAACAUCUCGUUUUGAAGCAGAAGAGCUAAAGAAUUGGAACCUGUUAACACGAACGAACAGACAUUAUGAAUUCAUUUCCUGGAAGUUAACAGUGAUAUGGAUGUUCGGAUUUUUCAUGCGAUAUUGUUUCCUUCUUCCUUUAAGGAUAUUUAUUUGUUUUAUCGGAGUGAUGUGGCUGACAGUGUGUACAGCAAUCGUGGGAUACGUUCCAGAAGGUAGUUUCAAACGAUGGCUGAAUCACAAAGUCUCUAUAAUGUGUUUUGGUAUAUUGUCGAGCGCUUUGUCAUCGGUAAUUACUUAUCAUAACCCAGAGAAUCGACCGGUUAGAGGUAUUUGCGUGGCUAACCAUACAUCUCCCAUUGAUGUCUUGGUACUCAUGUGCGAUAAUUGCUAUUCCUUGAUAGGACAAAGGCAUGGUGGGUUCUUAGGCAUUCUGCAAAGAGCCUUAGCACGUGCAUCUCCGCAUAUUUGGUUUGAACGAUCCGAGGUUAAAGAUAGAGAAGCAGUUACGAAAAGAUUGAAAAAACAUGUAUCUGACCCUACAAACCCACCGAUACUUAUUUUCCCGGAAGGAACGUGCAUAAAUAACACAUCAGUUAUGCAGUUUAAGAAAGGUAGUUUUGAGGUCGGAGGCGUUAUUUAUCCAGUUGCAAUAAAGUACGAUCCAAGGUUUGGGGAUGCGUUCUGGAAUAGUAGUCGGUACUCGAUGAUACAAUACUUAUACAUGACUAUGUCAAGUUGGGCUAUUGUUGGCGAUAUUUGGUACCUUCCGCCGAUGUACAGAAACGAAGGAGAGAGUGCUAUUGAUUUUGCAAAUAGAGUAAAAGCUGUGAUAGCAAGACAAGGAGGAUUAGUUGAUUUGCAAUGGGAUGGUCAACUUAAGAGAACAAAACCAAAAAAAGAAUGGAAAGAAAAGCAACAAGAGGAGUUUAGUAAACGACUAAAAGUCGAAUAAUUCGAGUCAUCUCUAGUCGCACUUUUAUGAUCGAUAUAAUGUGUGAUAUUUUGCUUAACUGAGAAUAUUUUACCUGAUGUGCUGUUUUGUCUUCUUUGUGGAUGUCUGUCUGUACGAAGAGGGAAGGAUAGCUCGUAUGCAUGAUUUAGUUUCUUUAAUUUCACAAAUGUGGUACGCUGUCUUUUAUUAAAUUAAUUGUUCUAUAUUCUGAAAAAUCGAUAAAUUUAUACAUAUAAAAAUACUUCAGGUUAUGAAGUAGAAUUUGUAAUUCACUUGUAUAAACAAUUCGACUUUUAAUUAUUCUAUUACAGCGUAAUAUUUAUCUUCUUUCUUUUUUUGUUAGAAACAAAUAUUACCAAUAACAAAAGAUAUUGUAGUGUAAAAUUUGUUCUUAGUAUUAUGAUUAAAGUUAAAUAACUUCAGUGCAGCAAGUACCAUAUUUGUCAUUUUUAAUAACGAGAUUCUACAGUGAGGCAUUAUAAAUUUCUUAUUUAUACAUAAUGAAGUGUUUAAUAUGGAAUGGUAUGUCAUAGUGUGUGAUUUAUUGUGUGCAUGAAUGUAUGUAGCAUCUCAGUCAUUCUACUCGAAUUCUUACAUUUCUAAAUCACCUCAUUAACUCAUUACUUUGAUACAUGGAGUUAUAUCCAUCUGAUAUUAUAUAGGAAAAAUUGCAUUUUUUUUUCUUUUUGUAAAAAUGGUAAGGCAAAAUAAUAUCUCCAUUGUAGUGUAAAAAUAAACUAUUUAUUCAUAUUUCUGAAUGAAAGAAGUUAGAAUGUAACAGGGUUAUGCUACUGUACCCAUCCCCUGAAGAUUAUUUUAGGUAUCAUUCAUUGCAAUCCAGUUAAGAAUGUAUUUUAGAUGUUUUCUAUUUUUAUAAUUAAUAUUAUCAAAAUUUAAAGGAUGAAGCAUAUGCAUACAUAAAAAUAUACAUUUAUUGUAUAUUUUACUAAAGAAAAAAGAAAAAAAAAUCGGGAAUCAGAAUACAUCAUUCAUUGUUCAUGAAUGUUGUGAACAGGUUGUUAAUUUUCUAGUAAAUAUUAUAAUUAAUUUUAGGUGUCAUACAUAAUAUAGUUUUAUUACUUUUUGGGGACUUUUAGUUGAAGAACUAAACAUUAAAUAAAAGAUUAGGUAAUAUAAUUCAUUUAUUGUGUCAGAGAUGUAUAUUUCCAUGCAAGCUAGGCUUCCCUCGUGUAAGGGGAAAUAUAAAAGAAAAAGUCUUCUAUCAUUCACCAUCAGUUACUGUAAUUUCCUGUUAGCCUCGUAUGAAUAAGAAUAAAAAUAAAUCGAACGAUUGAUGGGAGACCUCUCCCCCUAUAUUUCCCCUUAACCGAAGAAGGUUAAUCUUUGACACAGAAAAAGUUAAUACAUUUUAGUAAAAAUAAAGUUUAAUUGAUUGCACUGAGAUUGUAAUAAUGUAUAGAUAAUAAAAUAUGUAAUAUAUUAUAGACGCUGAAAGCUGUUACAAGAACUUAUUUAAAAUGUCAAAUUGUUAGUUAAACGAAUAGAAUUAUUUAGUUUGGUAAUUAGUUUAGAAAUUCGUUCAUUUAAGAAUUAUGGUGCUAUAUGCAAUGUCAUUGUUCAAUUUUUUAUAUAAAAAAAAAGCAUUAAAAUAUAUUUUUAUAGCAAUGAAUAUAUAAAAAAAUAUAUACAGCAACAAAACUGAAAAAGAAAGACAUCAUGUACCUGUCAUAUAAGUUUGACAGUAGCAUUAAAUGUUAUUUGGAAUAUGUACCAAUGCCUCAAUUGUAACUCUGCUUUGAUUAGAUAUUAAAAGUACUGUAUAUACAAUGAAA
Osmia lignaria (orchard mason bee) is the source of this 3342-nucleotide messenger RNA. It is a transcript of the gene Gpat4, whose product is annotated as Glycerol-3-phosphate acyltransferase 4. Gene Ontology annotation, molecular function: glycerol-3-phosphate O-acyltransferase activity. Gene Ontology annotation, cellular component: endoplasmic reticulum. The record is from RefSeq and is a predicted model, not a curated record. NCBI's taxonomy places the organism in Eukaryota, Metazoa, Arthropoda, Insecta, Hymenoptera, Megachilidae. Gene Ontology annotation, biological process: triglyceride biosynthetic process.